Molecule: messenger RNA, 1083 nt
Organism: Rosa chinensis
Lineage: Eukaryota; Viridiplantae; Streptophyta; Magnoliopsida; Rosales; Rosaceae
Product: ethylene-responsive transcription factor 2
Exons: 1
Coding region: 91-951 (286 amino acids)
Biological process (GO): regulation of DNA-templated transcription; ethylene-activated signaling pathway
Molecular function (GO): DNA binding; DNA-binding transcription factor activity
Source: RefSeq, a predicted model, not a curated record
CAACCUGCUCAGUUCUCCUUCAUUCAUCUUCCCUCUUUCUCCAUUACCACAGUACCACAAUUUAAUUUGUCUUAUAAGAAACAAACCACGAUGACAGAGCUAAAUGGUCUUCACGAUCAUUUUCUUCCUCAUCCAAACUUAAUCAUCGACCCUCUAACAGAACAGUGGGGAGACUUGCCCUUCAUGUUCGACGAUUUCGAUGACAUGCUCGUCUACGACUCCCUCUGGACCUCCUUCAGCUCCGAUUUGUCCACCCCCUCCAUGGAGGACUUAACCACCGCCGUCAAGCCCGAGCCGGCCUAUAACUACUUCGAUGAACUACAUCAAAUUUUGCAGCCUCAAGAGUCAUCGAUUCUACAUGAUCAAGUUUCCAUCAACAUCAGCGCCCCAAAUGAACUAUCAUCACCGGAAACUGAAUCAACAGUCUCUCAGACGAGCUAUGAUCAGCUACAAGAGGAAGUCCCUACCCCAAAAGUACAGAAGGUACUUGGCGGCGGUACGAGUAGCGUUUCAAGAGGGAGGCAUUACAGAGGGGUGAGACAGCGGCCGUGGGGAAAGUUCGCCGCCGAGAUUCGAGAUCCAGCGAAGAACGGGGCUCGAGUGUGGCUUGGCACCUAUGAGACCUCCGAGGAAGCGGCUGUGGCUUAUGACCGAGCCGCUUACCGGAUGCGUGGUGCCAAGGCUUUGCUCAAUUUUCCACACCGAAUUGGCCUGAAUGAACCGCCACCGGUUAGGGUCACCGGCAAGCGUAAAGACCCUGAUCAACAAGCCGGAAACAGUCCCACAUCGACGACUACAAGAACGCCGAACUUGAAUAAGAGAACCAAAGCCAGCUUGGCGUCGCCGGCGCCUGAUAUGGGAGCUGAUGCUAAGUUUGAAAGAGAUGAUCGUACCAGAGUAAAUGUCAAUCGUACAAGACAUAAUAGUAAUGUGGGUUUACUAGUCAACUGAGAAAAUGUUGAUAGUUAAUAUAACCACCGAUCUAAUGUGAUAGGGAGAAUGUUACUCUUUCAGAUUUACUACGGGUUUGAUCAAUGAUACAUAACAUGCAAAAUAAAGUGCUUGAGAGGAUGUUCGUUUUUC